AUGGCUAAGCUAGCUCUGCCAGGGGAGAUUUCAAUGUUGGUGAAUGGACAGAAAGCUUGGUGUGUGGCAAAGCCAGCAGCACCACAACAAGCACUGCAGUCAACUCUGGACUAUGCCUGUAACUAUGCAGAUUGCAGCCCUACAAAGAAAGGAGGUUCUUGGUAUGACCCGGAUAGGCCAGUGCACCGUGCCUCAUUUGCCAUGAAAAUGGUUCCUAUGGGCAUUGAUGAAGGCUCGCCUAUCCCUUCUUCUGUCAAUUCUCAAACCUCUCAAAAUUCUAUCCUUUCCAUGUCAGCCACAAUUCCACCCUCCUUCAAUAUCUCCCACAUAUUCAAUACACCUAUGGAUCGUAACAAUUUCCUCUCUUGGAGAUGGCAAUUUCUUGAUGUCCUGGAAAUCCACGACUUUGAGGAUGUCGUGAAGAAUGAAAAUCGUCCUGCUAAAAGGCUUGAGGAUGGCUCAGUCAACCCCACCUAUGCCAAGGACAAAUUAGUUCUCAGCUGGAUAAAAGCAACCGCACCUCCCUCGAUCAAAACCCUCCUAAUCGCUUGCACUUCAGCAUACUAA
Messenger RNA from Prunus armeniaca (apricot), 567 nucleotides. The record is from the annotation of a GenBank genome assembly. NCBI's taxonomy places the organism in Eukaryota, Viridiplantae, Streptophyta, Magnoliopsida, Rosales, Rosaceae.